Messenger RNA from Klebsormidium nitens, 2841 nucleotides. The record is from the annotation of a GenBank genome assembly. NCBI's taxonomy places the organism in Eukaryota, Viridiplantae, Streptophyta, Klebsormidiophyceae, Klebsormidiales, Klebsormidiaceae.
AUGGCGGAGGAGGCCGAAGUAACAUGGAAGACAUCUUCACGGACCUAUGACGAGUUUGAACAGAUGACUCCUGACAAUGAGCAAGUUUCUUUCGACCUUGGGAAACCUGAAUCUUCUGCCUGGAUACAAGAGAUCUUGAAGGAAGCCACAUGUGACGACUUUGAGAGGAGAGAAUUCGCGCUAUGGAGGUUUAAGGAAGUCUUCCCUGGUCUUUUGCACGAGCAAGGACUGGGCAAGGGAACAGAAUGCGCUUCGUAUUUCCUGCAAAGGGGAUUCCUGAGGGAGGUGCAUGCAGGCUUGGCCGAAGCAAAAACUUCCUGGGAGUGGCUUCUCUGUCCAAAUGCAAGUCCUACUAUGAAGACAGGAUCAUGCCAGAUUCUCUUGAUAAACAGAAUUGCUGUCUACGCAACCAUCAUCACGGCCAUGACGCUGGACGAGCGGACCACCAGAUUCUUGUUGAAGGACAUUGAGGACUUGUUGAAGCUGCUAGAAGCAACCUUUUAUCAAUCGCACCACGCGUCAAACAAGCUGAAAGUGAUGGAAGACUUUGGCGGUCUGGUCCCGGAACCAAGAGCAGACGCACGAAGAGCGAUCGUCAGAGCAAUUUCAAGGCUCGUGAAAAUGUCAGCCAGAGCAAAGCGGUUCCUGCUGAAAAGAAAGGACUUUUACCUUUGCAUGAUACGAGAAAUUGCGGGACUAUUCAAAGAGAAUUGCAAGCCCACGCUCAGGGAUGAAGACUAUCAAAGCGACGGAUGCAACGCUCUAGCUCUUGUUCUGGCGGUCAACGAAUACAACACUACGUGCGAGCAAGAGUCUCUGCUGGAUGAAGUCUUGAACUUGAUUGCAAGAAUCCUCACGCAGUCGGACUUCCCCCCCAUGCUACGCCUCUCCCUUUUGGCGUUGAAAACAAUGAUGAAUCGAGAAGAGAUCUACUUAAGACUUCGAAGAUACCGCGGCGUCCCAGAAGCAUUCAAAGCAAUUGCAGCCUGUACAACAUACAGCGAAGAGCUAAGAACAAGUGCGGCCAAAUUCGCUUCUCGUACCGCUGAGAUCGUCGUACCUCAAGACCGUUUCCCCAGAGCCUCCGUGUCAACAGCACAGCAGCGCCUAGCGAUCUUUAAAUACCUUGCGGAGAAGGAUCCUGCGGUAAAGCGAAGAGUAGAAAGGCUGGCCGUUGCUCAAAGGGAUUCACGUGCUAGACCUGACCGUGUCAGCAAAAGAAAAUGCUCCAAUCCUGCGUGCAAAAAGUUGGAGGGAGACGAAAAGUUCAAGAUGUGCCGAGGCUGCUUUCUCGACAUCUACUGUAGUGCAGAUUGUCAGCGGAUUGCUUGGCAAGGUGGUCACAAGAAGACGUGCCCAAGGAAAGAUCGGCGGGGUUCGACAAAAGAUAAUUCUGGUCCCGGCAAGGCGUCCGCGCAUCACAGAUCCAUGGCGCGAGAGGAGGCCGAAGUGACAUGGAAGCAAUGCUCGCGAAGUGUGCAAGAAUUUGAAGAGCUGACUCCCGAGGAAGAGAACGACUCCUUUGACCUCCGAAAGCCGGACUCCUCUGUCUGGCUGAAGCAGAUCCUUAAAGAAGCCACGUGCGAUGACCCUGAACGACGAUUGUGCGCGCUGUGGAGGUUCAAAAACAGGUUCCCUGGGCUUGUGACCGAGCAGGGACUGGCAAAGGGGGCAGAUUGUGUUUCCUAUCUCCUGCAGAGAGGGUUCCUCAAGGAGCUGCAAGCGGGCUUCCCUGAAGCAAGAGCUUCGGGGGAGUGGCUUCUCGUUUCACAGCCCGCAUCGACUGGAGGUCCAAUUCGAAAUGUCUUCUUCAUAAACAGAGUGGAAGUUUACGCAUCGAUUGUGACGGCCAUGACGGUUGACGAGAUGACCGCCAGAUUCUUCAUGAAGGAGAUCAAGGACCUGCUGAAAUUGCUGGAAGCAACCUUUCACCAAGCGCAGCAUGCGCCAUCAGUGCUGCAAUUGGCGCAAGGGCGCUUCGUCGCUCUACGACCGGAGCCUAGAACAGAAGCAAGGACAUCAAUUAUUGAAGCACUCUCAGUACUGGUCGGGGUGUCAAACAAAGCGAAGAGGUUCUUGGCGAAAAGGACGAAGUUCUACCUGUGCAUGAUACGGGAAGUAAUGCAGAUGACGUCCGAAGGGAGCGCCAGUGGCGAGCUCACGCUCAGAAAUGCCGAGCAUCUCGUCGUGACAUAUUAUGGAGUGAGGCUCAUUCGAGUCCUCUACGAAAGCUACCCUGCGUCCAAGCAAGAGUCUCUUCCCGACGACCUGCGGCUGGUCGCGCAAACACUUAUUGAAUCAGACCUGUUACCUUGCAUCGAGCAUGCCGUCCUGAUCCUGCGUACAGUGGUGAACCUGGACCAGAAAGAGAUCUUUCAAAAGCUUCUCAGUCAUGACGGCAUCCCAGAAGCUCUCACAGCCAUCGCGGCCUGUAAAGCCUACAAUGAUUCUCUACGGCACAUAGCGGCUUACCUCGCGAGUCGUGCUGAAGUAGCGCCUGAGGCCCAGUGUAUGUGCCCCGAGAACGCUUCUGCUCUUGAGGAACUGAAGCUGGAGCUCUGUGAGAGUCGUGCGGAAAGCAAUCCUGCAGUCAAGCAUAGAGUAGAAAGGCUGGUAGCUGCUGAGAGGAGGAAUCCGCUCUCGAAAAGUGUCCCCGCCGAUAGAAGGAAGUGCUCCAACCCUGCGUGCGAGAAAGUGGAGACCAGGGACGAGACGUUCAAGACGUGCCGUGGCUGCUUGCUCGAGCUCUACUGCAGUACAGAUUGUCAAAGAGCAGCGUGGAAAGCUGGUCACAAGCAGACGUGCCCAAGAAAGGAUCGGCAGCCGAUCGAAGUAAGGUGA